AUGCUUGAGACCUUCGCAGUAGCCUUCUCCAACCUUCCCAGAUGUUUCCAGCUAGGCUGCCUCAACCAGGUAGACUCAAAGCUACCCAUCUGUGGGCUUCUCCUUCUCAAGACUCACAAUUCUCCAGGUCCAGUGCCUCUAAGAUGGCCAAAUCCCUUCCAGGUGAUCCAAGGCAACACAGAUACCUACGAGGUUGUGUUGAAAGAUCUUCGCCCGCCCAUCAUCGCUCGCUACAUCCGUGUGAUCCCAGUGACGGAGCAGCCCAUGACAGUCUGCAUGAGAGUAGAACUCUACGGUUGUGUCUGGUCUGAUGGCCUGGAGUCCUACAGCAUGCCCGAGGGGGAAACCAUGGUGGACUCUGGCAAUCCUCUUGUUUAUCUAAAUGACUCGAUCUACGAUGGUCACCAGGAACGAAA
Thamnophis sirtalis is the source of this 416-nucleotide messenger RNA. Lineage: Eukaryota; Metazoa; Chordata; Lepidosauria; Squamata; Natricidae. The record is from RefSeq and is a predicted model, not a curated record.